ACAGGAGGAACCAGAACCUCUCGAGAUUAAAGAGGAACCAGAAGAACCAGGAGCUCCACAGAGAAAAGAGGAACCAGAAGAACCAGGGUUUCUUCAGUUUCCAGAGGACCAGGAGGAACCAGGGACUCUAGAGAUUGAGGAGCACGAGGAUCUGGGUUCCAGCCAGACGGGAGCGCGGCCUGUUGUGACGUCUGAAAGUGAAACCUUGAAGGUUCCUUCUGUUGAGGAGCAGAGUGACCUGAGUGAACCAGAAGAAGAGCCAGACACUGAGCAGCUCCUCUCUCAGGACUCUGAAGUCCACCAUGAGAACCACCUGAUUGACUCUCCAGUUUCAGAGAAGCAGGCUGGAUGUGAGGAAACAUGUAGUGAACCUGUCCGUAAAAAAACAAAACCAUGUCAGAAGGUAAGAACGGUCACUGAUAAGAAGAAAACCUGUGAAACAUGUGGAAAAAGCUUCAUUUGUCAGAGUCAUUUGUUGAACCACAUUAGAGUUCACACAGGUGAGAAGCCGUAUUCUUGUGAAACUUGUGGAAAAAGCUUCAGCAUGCAGGGUAAUUUGUUGUACCACAUGAGGAGUCACACAGAUGAGAAGCCAUAUUGUUGUGAAACAUGUGGAAAAAGCUUCAGUAUUCAGCGUAAUUUGUCGCGCCACAUGAGGAUUCACACAGGUGAAAAGCCGUACUCUUGUCAAACAUGUGGAAAAAGCUUCAUUUCUCAGACUCAUUUGGUGCGCCACAUUAGAACUCAUACAGGUGAGAAACCGUAUUCUUGUGAAACUUGUGGAAAAAGUUUCACUCAACGCGAUGCUUUGUUGCGCCACAUGAGGAUUCACAGAGAUGAGAAGCCAUAUUCUUGUGGAACAUGUGGAAAAAGCUUCAUUUGUCAGAGUACUUUGUUGUGCCACAUUAGAACUCACACCGGUGAGAAGCCGUAUUCUUGUGGAAGCUGUGGAAAAAGUUUCAGCAUUCAGCGUAAUUUGUCGCGCCACAUGAAGACUCACACAGGUGAUAAGCCGUACUCUUGUGAAACAUGUGGAAAAAGCUUCAAGUGUAAGAGUCAUUUGUUGAACCACAUUAGAACUCACACAGGUGAGAAGCCAUUCUCUUGUGGAAUAUGUGGAAAAAGUUUCAGUCGACAGAGUAGUUUGUUGGUCCACAUGAGGACUCACACAGGUGAGAAGCCGUAUUCUUGUGGAACAUGUGGAAGAAGCUUCAGUGAUAAGAGUCAUUUGUUGUCCCACAUUAGAACUCACACAGGUGAGAAGCCAUAUUCCUGUGAAACAUGUGGAAAAAGUUUCAGUCAUCAGAGUCAUUUGUUGGUCCACAUGAGGAUUCACACAGGUGAGAAGCCAUAUUCUUGUGGAACAUGUGGAAUGAGAUUUACUUAUCGUCUUUCAUGGCUGCACCACCUUAAAAGUCACAAAUAGAUGGCGCCAUGAAAGACUCUCUUGGAGAGCUCAUUCAGGAAGUUCAACUUGAUCCCCAAACCACAAGAGAGCAUCCAGUUCAAAGGAAAUGUUCCACAUUCAAACACUGUUGAGAUGAGAUCCACCUUCAGGAAUGUUUUUGUUUGUGGUCUGUCACAAAAAUGAGAAAUUUCAAGAAAUGGAAAUAAAAUGUU
Molecule: messenger RNA, 1620 nt
Organism: Salarias fasciatus (jewelled blenny)
Lineage: Eukaryota; Metazoa; Chordata; Actinopteri; Blenniiformes; Blenniidae
Product: zinc finger protein 436-like
Exons: 1
Coding region: 545-1426 (293 amino acids)
Biological process (GO): regulation of transcription by RNA polymerase II
Cellular component (GO): nucleus
Molecular function (GO): RNA polymerase II cis-regulatory region sequence-specific DNA binding; DNA-binding transcription factor activity, RNA polymerase II-specific
Source: RefSeq, a predicted model, not a curated record